CAAUUUCAUUAAUUUCUCGAUAUGUUAUUAUCAAAAUCGACAUUUGCUCAUCACUAGUAAUUGUCUAUGGAAAUUAAACACGUUUCGCGGCCAUUCGCGCCAAAACGCCGAGGUUCGAGUAACGGGUUUUGUCGAUGGUUAUAAAGAACGCACAAAACAUUAUGCAUCAUAGUGACGGUUUAUGCAAUGACUGAAAUAGUGUCGCGCCAUAUUUAAACUGAAUUGAUUUUGCUAAGAGAUUUUAUUGAUUUAAUUUGUAUAAUUAUAAAAUAAUAGAACGGUAUCCAUCAAUAAUGUCGGAGAUAUCUAGUAGUACUAUAUUACCUAAUAACAUUUACGAGGAAGAACUAAAUGAUGAAACCACUAUAGAUAUGUCGUAUAAAAGCUUGGACACCAUACCAAAUAUUAAUACGAAGUCUGUAUGCGUGCUUUACCUGAAAGACAACAACAUUUCAACACUUCCUGAUGAUUUCUUUCCAUCUCUACCGAGUCUGAUGUGGCUGGACAUGAGAAAUAAUAAACUUACAGAAAUUCCUAUAACUAUUCAGGAGCAUCCUUGCCUAUCCCAUCUAUUACUUCAAAAUAAUUGUUUAACUUCAUUGCCCAACGAAUUGGGAACGGUAUUUAGUUUAAAAUUAUUGCAAUUGAACGGAAAUCCGCUUACAUACCCGCCUGAAGAAAUAUUACAAGCCGGAACUUCAAAAAUAUUGUCUUACUUACACAAUAAGUAUAUGGACGCCAUAUUCACUCAUUCCCAGUCAGAAUUGUCCGAAGAAACAGCUAGCAUAAUCAGUGUUUUCCCUGAAAGUAUUUUUAGCCAAAACGCUCGUAGUUACAAUUCGGUCAUUGAUCAAGCCCAGUUAGUAAAAAGUAAAACUUUGUCUGUGAAAUUCAACGACAAGGAGGGUGCUUCGGAAACGGAAGAGUACUAUUCGAAAUUUAAAGGGAAAAAAUGCCCAAGGUUGGCCGAGAGUCGUAUCAGUUUCCCGCCAAAACAGAGCGCCAAGUAUCUUCGGCCGUUGUACGCGCCAAGUAAGCAGGAACAAGAUGCCAAGAUGAAGAGGAGUUAUUUGAAAGAGGUGGCGCUGAAGAAACAUAAAGAUUUUCUUGCGACCAGUGACAAGAUUUUACAACAAAGAAAGAACGCGGAGCUCCUCCGCCAGUGGCAGCGCAACUACCGCGACUGUAAACAACUCGUCAAGAGCACCCACACCCCCAGUUUCCCCUACGACGUCAGCCCGGAGUACAUGACUCUGCUCUCUCGGGAGGAUAUUGAGAAAGACCUGCCCGAUAAAUAUAGGAAGAAGAUUGUUCGAAGGUCCAAACCAACGAUUCCCAGAAAAGGCAACAGCGACGUCCACCUGGCGCUGCGAAUCAAGCAGCUGUUCGACAAUCUCGAGUCUAUAGACCUCAACGGAGGGUCCAUGACGCCUAGAACUGAACAGAAGGUGCUGCUCAACGAGAUACAGAAGAUCACGGAAAUAAAACAAAAGCUGAUGGAGCUGACCGGGGCGAACGGGAGGUCAUUUGCAGCAGAUUGAAACUUAAAUUUAUUGUGUUAAGGUCCACAUUUCCACUAUCACCGAAGGCUCUUACUACCUACUUGCAUGCAUGCUAUGCAUUUCACUGGCAGAGUGGUUUCACUACCUAUGUUUUUAGUUUACAUUCUUAUACAGGAUGGCUAAAAAAAUAACUUCAUUCCCGUUGCCAAGGAGGUUUUGGGAUUAUACUGAGCAACUUUUACUAUGGGACCAACCCCGAAAUCGCGAAAAAAAAAAAUUACCCUCCCAUAGAAAAAAGACCAGCCAAAAUGUAUCAAACAGCUAAAUUAUUUUUCACGAUUUCGGAGUUGGUUCCAUAGUAAA
Molecule: messenger RNA, 1865 nt
Organism: Cydia splendana
Lineage: Eukaryota; Metazoa; Arthropoda; Insecta; Lepidoptera; Tortricidae
Exons: 5
Coding region: 294-1541 (415 amino acids)
Molecular function (GO): protein binding
Source: RefSeq, a predicted model, not a curated record